AAAUUUCUAGAACUUUUCACUUCAGCAACAUGCAACUUGCUACUAUUUGUUUUGUUAUAAUGCUACAAGCUGGAAUAAAUGAGUGCGGCCUAAAAAGUCACGCUGAACUAAUACGCUUAGCCAUAAAGGCGGAUAAUAAGAUUAAGGAUCUCAUCCAUAAAGUUUCAGGUUUCGUAAAGGGCAACUCAGAGUUUAAAGAAAACUACGAAAACCUAAGGAUCCCAUUGAUGGAAAAUUAUACAAGUUUGCCAACAAAAUUAGCGCAUAUUCGAGAAUUUAAAGCUUACAACAUGGAAAGACUUCACUUAGAGCAAAGAAUCAUAUCAGAAAUUUCAAAGCUACAUACACCAAUAUCAGAAGAUUGCGACAAGCUUAGUGCAAACGUUCGUAAGCAUCUGUUUUUAAUGUUGGUUGCUGCCAAUAAAAAAAAGAUUGAUGCCUUAGAAAACAUUAAAAAAGGAACUUGCCGAAGGGAAUCAAGCAGCCAUAAAACACCUUCCUCCGUUUCGGUCAUCCCUUACAUUCCUACAACAAAAAUAGCCGGAACUUCAAAUAAGAUCGUCAAUAUUCUGCAAACCAGAAGUAAGUCCUCAAUGUUUACAGAAUCAAGUUUGACUAACCGAACGAUCACAUUUUCCAAGUUUUUUUAUCCGAGUUCACUCCCAACAUUUACGACAAAAAACAUUUGUAAAAGCUCGAUUAAUGACUUUGACCAUUGCCUACCUACCGAAAAGAACAUGGCAUACACCUCUGGCAUACCUUCUGAUUUAACUGAAGAUCCGACUCACCAUACAUCUACAGCUUGCGAAACACAUGGGCCUUUGUCUUGCCGAAAAUUUGUUAUUAUUUCAUUAUUCCCUGGAGAAUGUUGCUGUCAGAAUACCAAGAUAUACAAAAUUAAAGAAAAAUAAAAUUUAGUUCUUAUUUGAAUCGU
Messenger RNA from Drosophila melanogaster (fruit fly), 934 nucleotides. RefSeq lists its product as uncharacterized. The transcript is spliced from 5 exons. The record is from RefSeq and is marked reviewed. NCBI's taxonomy places the organism in Eukaryota, Metazoa, Arthropoda, Insecta, Diptera, Drosophilidae. The coding region runs from base 30 to 911 and encodes 293 amino acids.